UCAUCAGAUAGGCCUCCCAAUGGGCUCCCGGAAAGUUCCCACCAAGCAUAUACGGUUGACCGCAGCACGUUUCGUGAAGCCCUAAAAGUGACCCUUGGAAAAUUCCUCACGCAUUACACAAGUCUCAAAAACAAGGUCACUGCAUUCUUUGACGGUGGAGCUUCGGAGGAUGGUGCCCUCCUGGUUGGUGCGAAUGGUGUUCGAUCCAAGGCGCGCAAACAAUACGUGCCCGCAUUCGAAGGCCUCGAUACUGGCAUGCGAAUCAUAUUUGGAAAGACUCCCUUGACCAGUGAAUGUAUCAAAAAACUUCCUAAACAAUAUUUGCAUGGCAUGAGCAUGGUGAAAAGCGAUGAUGAUGCAUCCCAGCCCGUACUGCUCUUUGAAGGCAUUUACUUCCCCCGUGCCGAAGAGAUCUCGGAAGUACAAAUUCCUUACCUCCAUAUAUACUGGUUUCUUAUCGUCCACUGCUCCCUCAUUCCCUUUUCGGACGAGGAGAUGUGGCAUAGCAGUGCAAAAGACAGCAAAUCUAACGUUGAGACUGACCCAUUCCUGGGCUCUAUGGGGCUUAAACCGCGAUUUCGAUCACUUUUGUCCGCGCUGACAGAUAUUGCUCCUUGGGAACCGUCCGAUCUGGUGACACCUCUUGGAGAUGCAAUUCAUGUCAUGCCACCAACCGCUGCAAUGGGAGCCAAUACCGCUCUUCGAGACGCAGCUGAUUUGGCUCAUAGGAUCACGGCAGCCGAAAAUAUUGGCAGCAUGGGCAAGGCAUUGAUUGGGGCCUACGAAUCUGAAAUGCGCGAAUUUGCAGUGACGAUUCGAAUUCAGGUGGAGAGGCGGCAUGAAAGGCUUCAGUCUUCGCCCAAGAGAGGAAUGUGA
Molecule: messenger RNA, 876 nt
Organism: Penicillium macrosclerotiorum
Lineage: Eukaryota; Fungi; Ascomycota; Eurotiomycetes; Eurotiales; Aspergillaceae
Product: FAD-dependent oxidoreductase
Exons: 3
Molecular function (GO): FAD binding
Source: RefSeq, a predicted model, not a curated record